GAUAAUAUACAUUCGAACAGCUCCAAAUCAAUCACCAUGCUCCUCGCUCUUUGAUCCCCAAUACGAAAACCUUAAACUUUUUCUUUAAUUUUCUGUUUUUAUUUAAUUCUUUGCGAUUUGAAUGAUGAAGAAGGAAUUCGCGGUGCCACCGGUACUAUUCCCGUCCGGGGGAAACCCCGGGGCAGGCAGCGUCGUCCAGCAACGGCGGGUUCCGACUGCGCCGUUUCAGCCUCCUCGCCCCGCCGCCUCUGGCAUCCCUUUCAUGUCUUUUGAUAUCGGGUCCGUAACGACCUCCACCUCCUCCGCCUCGAACUACGGUGGUCCCAUCGUCGGCGCCUCCGGGGGAGCAAGCUUCGAGGACGAGGAGCCGUUGCUGGACGAGCUCGGCAUACACCCGGACCAAAUCUGGAAGAAAACCAGGGCGAUCCUCAACCCGUUCCGGGUCAAUCCAGCGAUGCACCAGGACUCGGACCUGUCCGGCCCGAUACUCCUCUACAUGUGCCUCUGCCUCUUCCAGCUACUCGCCGGGAAGAUCCAGUUCGGCGUCAUACUUGGCUGGAUCGUCGUUUCCUCUAUCUUUCUUUACGUGGUGUUCAACAUGCUGGCAGGAAGGAACGGUAACCUCAAGCUACACACUUGUACGAGCGUGGUUGGCUACUGCAUGCUUCCCGUGGUGAUCUUCUCGGCCGUGUCGCUGUUCCUGCCCCAAGCUGGUGCGGUCAGGUUCGCGAUAGCCUCGGUCUUCGUUUUCUGGGCGACGAGGGUCUGCACGGGUCUCAUGGGCGCGCUUGCCGAUGGAGGCGAUGAGCAUCGCGGACUGAUAGCGUAUGCGUGUUUCUUGAUUUACACCCUGUUCUCGCUGCUUGUUAUAUUCUAGUGAAAAUUUGUUGUGGAUGCUUGGAAAUUGAAAAUUUUGGUUAAAUCGAACACCUUUUCGUCGUAGAUGUAGUUUUGGCUUAAUUAUCACCGACAUGAACCUGAAUGCUAUCGUUGGAGUGCAUUUUAUUUUAUAGAAAAAUGAAGUUGAUACUUGUAAAUGAAUUCGUCUGAGGUUAUUAUGUAUAACGUUUUACUUUCGCUGUA
This is a messenger RNA of Juglans microcarpa x Juglans regia, 1083 nucleotides long. RefSeq names its product protein YIPF7-like. Gene Ontology annotation, biological process: endoplasmic reticulum to Golgi vesicle-mediated transport; vesicle fusion with Golgi apparatus. The record is from RefSeq and is a predicted model, not a curated record. Lineage: Eukaryota; Viridiplantae; Streptophyta; Magnoliopsida; Fagales; Juglandaceae. The coding region runs from base 122 to 877 and encodes 251 amino acids. The transcript has a single exon. Gene Ontology annotation, cellular component: trans-Golgi network; membrane.